CCAGCCCUCAUUAGUUCUUCUUCUUCAUUUGUGGACAUAUGGCUCUUCUAACAAUAACAUCUUGUCCUUCUCUCACAUCGUCUUCUAACUCCAAGUUUAGUUUCCUAAACAAUGGGAGGAGGGUAUCUGUCAUGGGAAAGCCACUACUGCCUUGUGUUCAUAGGAAAACAUCUUCACCUUUGGCAUGCAUCAAAAACAUUAAUGAAGAGGCAGAGGCUAGUGAGGUGGUUCCAACUGAUACUUUACGAGCCAAGAACUUUCCUUAUGGUUUCAUCUUUGGAACUGGCUCGGCGGCUUACCAGGUGGAAGGAGCAGUUAAUGUGGGAGGAAGGUUGCCGAGCAUAUGGGAUACUUUUGUUCAUGAGCAGCCAGAUAAAAUUAAAGACCGGAGUACUGGUGAUGUAGCUUGCGAUCAAUAUCAUAGAUACAAGGAAGAUGUUAAAUUGUUAAAAGAUGCAGGCUUGGAUGCAUUCAGGUUCUCCAUUUCUUGGCCAAGGAUUCUGCCCAAGGGAACACUUAAGGGUGGCGUAAAUAAAGAGGGAAUUGAACAUUAUAACAACCUUAUCAAUGAGUUACUACUUAAUGGAAUCAAACCUUUUGUCACGUUAUUCCACUGGGAUGUUCCACAAGAACUUACGAAGUAUGGAGGUUUUCUUGAUUCAAGAAUCAUAGAGGACUUCAAAGAUUACUGUGAAGUUUGUUUCCGUGAAUUUGGGGAUAGGGUAAAGUUUUGGACUACAAUAAAUGAACCUUAUAUUUUUACCGUCCUUGGAUAUGGCAUUGGUGAGUUGGCACCUGGGAGAAACACAAGCUCUGGUGGUGAUUCGGCAACAGAACCAUAUAGAGUCGGUCACAAUCUUAUUCUUGCUCAUGCACAUGUUGUUAAGCUCUAUAGAGAAAAAUUUCAGGAUAAUCAAAGAGGAGAAAUCGGAAUAUCAUUGCCGAGUCCUUGGAUGAAACCGCUUACAAAUUCAAUAGAGAAUAUUCAAGCAAGGGAGAGAGGCUUAGAAUUCAUGCUCGGAUGGUUCAUGGAGCCACUUGUUCAUGGUGAUUAUCCAUUCAUAAUGAAAGCUUUGGUCAGGGAUAGACUUCCUUCAUUCACAGAAGAGGAAUCAAAGAUGAUUAAAGGUUCAUAUGAUUUUAUUGGAAUUAAUUACUAUACUGCAUGUUUUGCAUCUAAUGUUCCAAUUAAACCAAAUGAAAAGCCUGUAAGCGUUGAUGCAGAUUCACAUGUUGAAUUUAGAGUGUCAAAUUUGAAUGGCGAACCCAUCGGAGAAUUGACAGCAGAUAAAACGACUUAUAUUUGCCCUGAAGGAAUCAGAGAUCUGUUACUGUAUAUCAAAAACAAGUACAAUGACCCUGUAAUUUAUAUCACUGAAAAUGGAAUUUCGCAGAAUGAAGAUGGGAAACUCACAAUACAAGAAGGUUUGAAUGACGAGGAAAGAAUUAAAUACCAUACUCUUCAUUUGAUUAAACUUGAAGAAGCCAUUAGGUUGGGAGUGAAAGUGAAGGGUUAUUUUACAUGGUCCGUUUUGGAUGACUUUGAAUGGAGCAGUGGGUACACCAAAAGGUUUGGGUUGAUUUAUAUUGACUUCAAAGAUGGAUUAAAGAGAUACCCAAAAGCUUCUCUCGCGUGGUUCAACAUGUUUCUCAAGUCCUAGUUCAUAUAAAAUUAGUCAAAAAGUACUCUAUAUAUAUAUAUGUAUGCUAUGGCAUGUCAAUAAGGUGUUGAGGAUGCUUGAUCAGACACUUCACUGAAGCCACUGAGACCUGCUCCCAGGUUUCCCGCAGACAUUCCCAGCUUCCAGCUCACUCUCCACCACAGCCGAAGAGAUGUCAAAGCAGCACUGAAUUGGAAUUCUCAGUUUCCUUGUUUUUAUCUUAAUGUUGUAUUUGUUUAUCACUUUAUGUUUGUAUUUUUAUAAUUCAAAUGUUCUGGUUGUAUGAACCAUGGUGCCUUACUGGCAUGCACAUCUGGUGCUUGUUUAAAUGCUUGAAUGAACUGAGAAAAAUACACAGAGUGAAUU
Dioscorea cayenensis subsp. rotundata (Guinea yam) is the source of this 2027-nucleotide messenger RNA. RefSeq names its product beta-glucosidase 13-like. The transcript is spliced from 13 exons. Gene Ontology annotation, biological process: carbohydrate metabolic process. Gene Ontology annotation, molecular function: beta-glucosidase activity. NCBI's taxonomy places the organism in Eukaryota, Viridiplantae, Streptophyta, Magnoliopsida, Dioscoreales, Dioscoreaceae. Bases 39 to 1661 code for a protein of 540 amino acids. The record is from RefSeq and is a predicted model, not a curated record.